AGAAAGUAGAGAGAGAGAGAGAGAGUAGCAGCCAUGGAUGAUCAAGGCCAUGAGAAGGUGGUGGAGACUGUGUUAGUCGGAAACUAUAUCGAAAUGGAGGCCGAAGGGAAGCCGAAAAACGUCAAAAACACCAUUUCCAACUUCUUUUGGAACGGUGGUUCCGCUUACGAUGCUUGGUUCAGUUGUUCAUCGAACCAGGUGGCGCAGGUGUUGCUUACGCUACCGUACUCGUUUUCGCAACUCGGGAUGCUUUCGGGGAUAUUAUUUCAAGUUUUCUAUGGUUUGAUGGGCAGUUGGACUGCUUAUCUUAUUAGCAUUCUCUAUGUUGAAUAUAGAACUAGAAAGGAAAGGGAAAAAGCAGACUUUAGAAACCAUGUCAUUCAGUGGUUUGAAGUUCUUGAUGGAUUGCUUGGAAAACAUUGGAGAAAUGUUGGGUUGGGAUUUAAUUGCACAUUUCUUCUGUUUGGAUCUGUGAUUCAACUCAUAGCUUGUGCUAGCAAUAUAUACUACAUAAACGACAAUUUAGACAAGCGGACAUGGACAUACAUAUUUGGUGCAUGCUGUGCAACGACUGUGUUUAUCCCGUCAUUUCACAACUACAGAAUUUGGUCGUUCCUAGGAUUGGUCAUGACCACUUACACAGCAUGGUACCUAACAGUCGCAUCACUCCUCCACGGCCAGGUGGAAGGGGUGAAACAUACAGGUCCAGCAAAGAUGGUUCUUUACUUCACUGGGGCAACAAACAUUCUGUACACAUUCGGGGGACAUGCAGUGACUGUGGAAAUCAUGCACGCAAUGUGGAAACCCCAAAAAUUUAAGGCGAUUUACCUAUGGGCUACUGCGUAUGUACUGACGCUUACGCUUCCAUCUGCAGCGGCGGUUUACUGGGCGUUCGGUGACUCGUUACUUAACCAUUCAAAUGCCUUUGCCCUCCUUCCUAGAUCUCCGUGGAGAAACAUGGCUGUUAUCCUCAUGUUGAUUCACCAAUUUAUCACUUUUGGGUUUGCUUGCACUCCGUUAUAUUUCGUGUGGGAGAAAGCGAUUGGAAUGCACGAGUGCAAGAGCAUGUGCAAGCGUGCAGCUGCACGAUUGCCGGUGGUGGUCCCGAUAUGGUUUCUUGCCAUUAUCUUUCCGUUCUUUGGGCCGAUCAAUUCAACCGUUGGAUCGCUUCUCGUUAGUUUCACCGUCUAUAUCAUCCCGGCUCUGGCACACAUGUUCACCUUCCGAUCACCUGCUGCAAGAGAGAACGCAGUAGAGCAACCACCAAAGUUUCUUGGACGGUGGGUAGGCGCUUAUACGAUCAACGUCUUUGUGGUUGUGUGGGUAUUCAUCAUUGGAUUUGGAUUCGGAGGUUGGGCGAGCAUGACAAACUUCAUACACCAAAUCGAUACAUUCGGGAUCUUCACCAAGUGCUAUCAAUGCCCGCCACAACUGUCGCCACCAUUGCCACUCCUGAACGCCACCAGUCCUAUACCUUCUCCGACGACCGUCCACCACCUCCAGUUGUUGGGUGGCACUGGGCUUCACAACCCUUGAAUCCAGCUUCUGUCCCACCAUGCAAGAUCGUUAAUGGCAUCAGUAUGGUGACUCCAAUGGCAUUAUUAAUUUUCAUUUGUAGACAGAGAAAAUAUUUGGAAUCAAAUUUUAUGAGAAAAAUAUUAUUUUCAUAUUCCUUAUAAUAUUUGUUUUGAUUUCGUGUUGGAAUUUAUUUGCAAUUUUGUGUAGUUUUCAAUUUCUUGAUUGAGUUUGGUUUCCAACUGUUUUUCGGAUAAAUCUGUUUAUGGAGUUGACAGUAUAAUAAAAUCGGGUUUAUAAGAUG
Cynara cardunculus var. scolymus (artichoke) is the source of this 1819-nucleotide messenger RNA. Its product is annotated as auxin transporter-like protein 2. NCBI's taxonomy places the organism in Eukaryota, Viridiplantae, Streptophyta, Magnoliopsida, Asterales, Asteraceae. The record is from RefSeq and is a predicted model, not a curated record. Gene Ontology annotation, cellular component: plasma membrane. The transcript is spliced from 8 exons. Bases 34 to 1536 code for a protein of 500 amino acids.